AUGGAGCUCACACGACAGUAUGAGAGUUCCGAUCAAGAAGAUGAUGACGAUUUCCCAUGUUCAUUUACGACAGCUGUUGGACAAAAGGGGGUGCCUAUCCCCCAACCCCCUCUGGAUCUGCCUAUGGUUUGUCUACAGUGUUUGGUUGUCUGUGUGGAGUAUUCCGCUGUGAUUCAAAGCGUUACUGAUCAGAACACAGAUCAGUUCACGCUUUACCGGCAAUUACACUUCCUUGUUGAUGACAGAGUCCUUCAUGCAGUCAUUGUAUUUGCUAAGUGGAUGUCGGACAUGUUGUUUGCAUGUCUGUUGGUCUGUUGCGGGGCUGUCUUGUGUCAGGGCAAGGAAACUUCUCGGAUACAAAUUAUCAAUGAACGAGACAACUGGUGGGAGGCUCAAAGACGAUGUAAAGACAACGGAGGCAAGUUGUACACACCAGGCUCAGAUGACAUACCAGAAAAGCUUGUGGAGAAUCUACAGUCCGACACCUACUACUGGAUAGGUGCUAUGAGCUACAGGGCCUGGCUAUGGACAGUAGAUUCAAGUCCCCUGUUCACCUAUGCUGGUUUCCUUCCUCUGGGGAGUGUGACAGUAGAACCAAAGGGAACAUAUCUUGAUAACUCGGUAUGGAAGUGCCAUCUUCACUGCAGUCCAGCAUAUUCAGUCGGCAUGAAGGAUGGUGUGCAACGACCUCGCUCCGAACAACUGGUGGUGGAGGGUGAUAAGCAGGAGAGGAACUGGUGGACGGCGACAAUGAAGAAAGAAACUGGUGGCCUUGCAGCGGUGGGGUGGGAAGAGGCUCUGAAAUACUUUGGUUGGGACUAUACCCCUGAUAAAAUCCAGAAACUACCACCGCCGAUGAGGUCGGAUAAACAAUACGAGAUGAUGCAGAAACCCGGCUCCGGGCCGAGAUGA
This is a messenger RNA of Haliotis rubra (blacklip abalone), 912 nucleotides long. RefSeq lists its product as uncharacterized. The transcript is spliced from 5 exons. Lineage: Eukaryota; Metazoa; Mollusca; Gastropoda; Lepetellida; Haliotidae. The coding region runs from base 1 to 912 and encodes 303 amino acids. The record is from RefSeq and is a predicted model, not a curated record.